AUGGCAUCUUUACCAAAAGUACUUUGCCAUUUUCGACAGAGACAGGUGGCAGUCGCUGGUGACAUCCGCGAGAUGUUCCACCAAUUGAAAAUUCGGUCGGAAGAUUGCCAAGCGUUACGUUUCCUUUACCGGAACGAUCCAUCGCAGAAGCCAGAAGUGUACGUGAUGGAGGUGGCGAUCUUUGGAGCAACCUGUUCACCUUGUUCAGCUAGUUACAUUAAAAAUACCAAUGCCAUGGAGUACCAGAAGGAAUUUCCCGAAGCAGCGACUGCAAUAGUAGAAAAUCAUUAUGUGGAUGACUACCUAGACAGUCGAGAUACGGUGGAAGAAAUGGGUAAACUGGCCUCAGAAGUAAAAAUGGUUCAAGCAACGGCUGGAUUUGAGCUACGAAACUGGCGGUCGAACUCGGCGGAAGUGCUGAAGAUCCUGGGAGAGCAGGUAACAGAGGUGCGAAAAGAUUUCACAGCGGACAAAGGCAGUCGAAUGGAACGAGUUUUAGGAAUGGCUUGGAUUCCUGAUGAAGACGUGUUCACUUAUUCCUUGAAAUUACCGCAAGACUUCGUGCAGCCUGGAACCGUCUUGACGAAGAGAGGAAUUUUGCGGUUCGUUAUGAGCGUUUUCGAUCCCCUUGGAUUGAUCUCUAGCUUGCUCAUACAUGGUAAGAUGAUAAUCCAAGACCUCUGGAGAUCUCAGGUAGGAUGGGACGACGCCGUGCCCUAUGUAAUACAAGGGCGCUGGCGUAGAUGGAUCGAAUCAUUAAGCAAACUGGACGAAGUUCGUGUUCCACGCUGCUAUUUUCCUGAUUAUGACUCAGACAGCUUUCGAACAUUGCAGCUCCACGUGUUUGUAGAUGCGAGUGAAUCCGCUUUCACCUGCGUCGUCUAUUUUCGUAUGAUAGAUCGAGGCCAGCCCCGAUGCGCUCUGGUAGCAUCAAAGGCCAAGGUGGCUCCACUAAAGCCACUGUCUAUUCCGCGGUUAGAACUGCAAGCAGUGGUCAUUGGAAGCCGAAUAGCGAAAUCCGUCACCGAGUACCAUUCGCUUCCCGUGUAUCGUAGAUUCUACUGGAGUGACUCCAAAACUGUUCUCUCUUGGAUCAAAUCUGAUGCCCGGAGAUAUCAUCAGUACGUAGCGGUUCGUAUUGGCGAAAUUCUAGAAGACACGACGGUCGAAGAAUGGCGAUGGGUCCCCACGAUGCAGAAUGUAGCAGACGAAGCCACUAAAUGGGGUAAGGGCCCAAAGUUGCAUCAGGAUAGUCGCUGGUUCACCGGGCCGGAUUUCCUUUAUCGACAUGAGGAUGAGUGGCCGAUGCAACAUAAUCUCCCAGUCGACGUAGAGGAAGAACUACGUGCCAUUCACGUACAUCGAAUUGAGGAGCCUCGAGCCUGGAUCAAACCGGAAAGAUUUUCGAGAUGGGAGCGUAUGCUUCGCAGCACUGCAUAUGUGUAUUCAUUCAUCGACCACUACGUAGAACAUGGGAAGAAGGGGGCAAUGCAAAAUGGACGAGGACUGCGGCAAGAAGAUUUUGUUCGCGCGGAGAGAGCGCUUUUGCGGCUUGCGCAAGCUGAAAUAUACACCAAGGAGUUGCUGUUGCUAGAAAAAGCGAAGGAGUUGGUUGCUGCGAAGGACGUAACAGUAAGUCGAAGGCUGCAGUUUGAAAAGGACAGCCCACUCAGAAAGCUGUCUCCAUUUCUAGACGAAUUCUGUGUAAUACGCAUGGAGAGCCGGAUCGAAAAAUCUCCAUGGGCCUCACACGAAGCAAAGUAUCCAGUAAUAUUGCCAAAGAACCAUAAGAUUACUGAGCUUCUAAUAGACUACUAUCACCGAAAGUUUGGACAUCACAACGGGGAAACAGUUGUCAAUGAAAUUCGCCAGCGUUUCUACAUUUCUGCACUGCGAACAACGGUGCGUUCAGUGGUUGCUCGUUGCCAGUGGUGCAUUAUCUACAAUGCGAAACCCGAAAUACCUAGGAUGGCACCUCACACUCAAGCUCGUGUAACUCCGUGGGUACGACCGUUUUCGAGAGUUGGAAUUGACUAUUUCGGGCCAUAUAUGAUUAAAAUAGGUCGAAGUCAAGUUAAACGCUGGGUAGCACUCUUUACAUGCAUGACGAUACGAGCAAUACAUCUAGAGGUAACAACAUCGCUGUCAACCGAGUCUUUUAAAUUAGCCUUGCGGCGUUUUAUUGCCCGUCGUGGUGCGCCGGCGGAAAUUUACACCGAUCACGGAACAAAUUUUGUUGGGGCGAGCAGAGAACUAGCUUCUCAGAUUGCUACGAUGAACCAAGAACUUUCAGAGACUUUCACGAACACCAAUACGCGUUGGAUCUUCAUUCCACCAUCCUCCCCUCACAUGGGCGGUGCGUGGGAAAGGAUGGUACGGUCGGUUAAAACAGCAAUGAACUCCAUACACCGUACCCGGGCGCCAUCUGAAGAAGUGUUCCAUACAGUAUUGUGCGAAGCGGAAUCAAUGGUCAAUUCUAGGCCAUUAACAUAUAUGCCUUUGGAAACAUCGGACCAGGAGGCAUUGACUCCGAAUCAUUUUAUCCUUCUGAGCUCGAACGGGGUUAAGCAGACGGAGAAAGCGCCAACUGCGGAAAAUGAGACACUGCAGGGUGGAUGGAAUAUAUGUCGACAUAUACUGGAUCAAUUCUGGAUCAGAUGGACCCGCGAAUAUCUACCCGAUCUAACGAGACGUACCAAGUGGCAUCAGGACGUGAGGCCAGUUCAGGAGGGAGACGUUGUAUUCAUCAUGGGUGAGGUCAUACGGAACCGGUGGACUCGUGGUAAGGUAUUAAAGGUCAUUCCGGGGAAAGAUGGUCGCAUCCGGCAGGCCUAUGUUAAGACUAGUACAGGAGUUCUCCGACGUCCCGUAGCAAAACUAGCGGUUCUCGAUGUACUUUCGAGAGGUAAUCCUGCAGUACCCGAGCAGAAUUACGGAGAGGGGAAUGUUGCGGGAGACGUUACGGCCGGUAACGGCUCAGGCAACGAAGCUUCCACAGGGAAUACAGAAUCUCGUUGA
Messenger RNA from Wyeomyia smithii (pitcher-plant mosquito), 3018 nucleotides. RefSeq lists its product as uncharacterized. The transcript has a single exon. Lineage: Eukaryota; Metazoa; Arthropoda; Insecta; Diptera; Culicidae. Gene Ontology annotation, molecular function: nucleic acid binding. Bases 1 to 3018 code for a protein of 1005 amino acids. The record is from RefSeq and is a predicted model, not a curated record. Gene Ontology annotation, biological process: DNA integration.